CAGCUGACGGCCCUGCACGUGGCGUCGCGGCAGGGCCUGGCGGCACACGUGGAGCUGUACCUGCGCCACGGCGCCGACCCCUCCCGCCGCUCCCGCCAGGGCGAGACCCCCCUCAACGCCGCCUGCGCCGCCGCCGAGCGCCCCGAGGAGGCCCAACGUUACUACCGGGUGGCCCAACUCCUCUUGGCCGCCGGGGCCGAGGCAGGGGCCGCCGGCCGUAAGGACCACACGCCCCUCCACAACGCCUGCGGCAACGGGCAGGCCCGGCUGGCGCGGCUGCUGCUGCGGCACGGGGCCGACGCCACCCUCCCCAACUGCGCCGGGUACACCCCCAUGGACUGCGCCCUCCACGCCGUCGAGGAGUACUGCCACCAGCACCCCGAGGAAACCAUCGCCCUCCUCCUCCAUCACGGCGCCCGCCCUGUCCACCCCAAGAUGCUCAAGUUCUGCUGCCGCCACCCACCAGCGCUGGAGAUGGUGCUCAACGCCUACGACCGCGUCCCCCCCGCCGAGAGCUGGGUGGGAUCCGUGCCCCCGGAGCUGUGGGAGGAGCACCGGGAGUUCUACGCCUCGGCGCAGCGCAUGGCGGGCUCCCCCCGCCGCCUGCAGCACCUGGCACGCUGCGCCCUCCGCCGCCACCUCGGCCCCCGCUGUCACCUCGCCGUCCCCAAGCUGCCCCUGCCACCCCCCCUGCGCCACUACCUCCAGCUGCCCCUCACCGGGCUCAUCUCCUGA
This is a messenger RNA of Calidris pugnax (ruff), 735 nucleotides long. It is a transcript of the gene ASB16, whose product is annotated as ankyrin repeat and SOCS box containing 16. Gene Ontology annotation, biological process: intracellular signal transduction; negative regulation of delayed rectifier potassium channel activity; neuronal action potential. The transcript is spliced from 3 exons. The record is from RefSeq and is a predicted model, not a curated record. Gene Ontology annotation, cellular component: axon initial segment; membrane; synapse. Gene Ontology annotation, molecular function: transmembrane transporter binding. The annotation marks the transcript as partial. NCBI's taxonomy places the organism in Eukaryota, Metazoa, Chordata, Aves, Charadriiformes, Scolopacidae.